CUGCUUGGAGUCCAGUGGACGGGACGGGCUUGCCUGGGGUAGACCUGCACUGGAUUCAGAGACAUGACAAGAGCUGUGGCUAAGGAAGGAGAGCCCAAUGGGGUCCUUGCAGCUCCCGAAGAGAUAAAACAGGAGGAAAUGGAAGAGAGAGGCCAGUGGAGCAGCAAAAUGGAGUUUGUGCUGUCUGUGGCUGGCGAGAUCAUUGGUCUGGGUAACGUGUGGAGGUUCCCCUACCUCUGCUACAAGAAUGGUGGUGGAGCCUUCCUUAUCCCCUACCUCAUCUUCCUCUUCACCUGUGGGAUCCCUCUGUUCCUCCUGGAGACGGCGCUGGGGCAGUACACCAGCCAGGGAGGAGUCACUGCCUGGAGGAAGAUCUGUCCCAUCUUUGAAGGAAUCGGAUAUGCCUCACAAGUCAUAGAGUGCUAUCUGAAUGUCUACUACAUCGUCAUCCUGUCCUGGGCACUCUUCUACCUGUUCAGCUCCUUCACUGUGGUGCUACCAUGGGCCACCUGUAAUAACCCCUGGAACUCAGAUCUCUGUGUGGACAUUCUGAACCGCUCCAGCCUGGACAAUGGGACCUUGCCUGCAAACGCCACGUCUCCAAUGAUUGAGUUUUGGGAGAAGCGAGUCCUGGGGCUCACGGAUGGUAUUCACAAACUGGGCAGCCUGCGCUGGGAGCUGGCUCUGUGUCUCCUGCUGGCGUGGAUCAUCUGCUACUUCUGCAUCUGGAAAGGGGUCAAGUCCACAGGCAAAGUUGUUUACUUCACUGCCACCUUCCCUUACGUGAUGCUCAUCAUCCUGCUGGUGCGAGGAGUCACGCUGCCAGGUGCUGCCGAGGGGAUCAUCUUCUACCUGAAGCCAGACAUCUCCAGGCUGGCAGACCCACAGGUCUGGAUGGAUGCAGGCACUCAGAUCCUCUUCUCUUAUGCUAUCUGCCAGGGGUGCCUGACAGCUCUGGGCAGCUACAACAAAUACACCAACAACUGUUACAGGGACUGCAUCAUGCUCUGCUUCCUGAACAGUACCACCAGCUUGGUUGCUGGCUUUGCCAUAUUCUCUGUGCUGGGCUUCAUGGCUCGAGAGCAGGGUAUACCCAUUGCAGAAGUGGCUGAAUCAGGUCCUGGCCUGGCUUUCAUAGCGUAUCCAACGGCAGUAACAAUGAUGCCUGUGUCUCAGCUCUGGUCCUGCCUCUUCUUCCUCAUGCUGAUCUUCCUGGGACUGGACAGCCAGUUUGUCUGCGUGGAAAGCAUGGUAACAGCGCUUAUUGACAUGUUCCCGGGAGUGUUACGUAAGAAGGGGCGUCGGGAGCUGCUGAUCCUGGCCAUUGCAGUCAUAUGCUACCUGCUGGGCUUAUUGCUGGUCACUGAGGGUGGGAUGUACAUCUUCCAGCUCUUUGACUACUAUGCUGCCAGUGGCAUAUGCCUGCUCUUCCUGUCCAUUUUUGAGGUCAUCUGUGUAGGAUGGGUGUAUGGUGCCAACCGCUUCUACGACAACAUUGAGGACAUGAUUGGUUUCCGGCCGUGGCCCUUGAUCAAGAUAUGCUGGCUGGUGUUCACCCCGGGCAUGUGCUUGGCUGUCUUCCUGUUUUCCCUGAUCAAGUACACACCCUUGAAAUACAACAAUUCCUACGUAUACCCAGCCUGGGGCUACGUGGUCGGCUGGCUGAUGGCACUGUCCUCCAUGGUCUGCAUUCCUGUCUACGCCAUCUUCAUCCUCCUGAAAACCAAAGGACCCCUGAAGCAGAGGUUAACUCAGCUGAUUUCCCCAGCGGAGGACCUGCUGCAGCCAAAGAAGCAUGUGGCUCGGCUGUCUGAACUGAGGUGCCAGGGAUGGUCCCCUCCAGUCCAGAAGGUGCUCAGCACUACAGAGAGAGAAACCAACUUCUAAAGCACUGGGGAUGUCUCCUCCAUACCUUGAACUGAUUCGCUCUCUCAUUCCUGAGGUGGUUUCUUUUCUCUCCUUCAUGUCCAAGACAGAAGCAUCUGGGACAUCCUCUCCUUCCAGCCAGCCAGUUGCACCCACGGGGGACAGCGUUUGUUUUGACACCCUAUGAGCAACUCUUCCUGUCAGCAGAUGAGGAGACAGCAACACGCUUUUGUUGGAAAUGUCCUCCAGUACUGGCACUGGUGGGGAAGAGAGAAACAACGUGUUCACAAAGAAAGAGAAGUUAAAAAAAAUAGGCAGUCGUGUUGGCAGGAGGAAAGGAAACCACAUUGGUGAGAGAGAGAAGAUAAAAAAGGUGUGCAGGAGUAAAGUUAGGGAUGCAAAGGCACAAAACGAUGGGGUGUUAGUGCCAGGAAUAAGUAAGUUGUUUCAGAAGUACAUAAGAACCUGGACGAUGACAAAGGAAAGUGCAUUGCUAGGUCACCUACAUACAAGGGAGAAGGAGCCAGGAACAUAUCAUAAGCAAUGAUAAAAGGAAGCUGCAGUGUUAGUAGUUGUGGCUUCAGUUGUCAUUGAAAGGGAAGAGAAGUGACAGGGUGCUUGAUGCAACCCUAGUUACUGAUGAUGGAUCUCAAGGCAGUCUCAGGCUGGAAAAGGGGUAAGGAAUAACUACCUAAGGGACUUGCUCUUGGUCAAGACUACAUGGCCCAGUGAAACCACAUCAGAGAGUGAAACAGCUGGAUACUUGACGGCGCUUUCAGAAAAUUCCUGGAGUGCAGGAAAAGUCCCAGAGCAGCUGGUAAAAAAAAUGAACUGCAGCACAGCAGGGACAAAUGAGACCCUGGGGACUGCACGCCCACAAAUUUAACUGCACUACAGGGGCAUUUUGUAGAGGAAUUAAUGAAGGAAGCCUGAUUCUGUGCUGCAGAGUAGCUUUGGGAAGAGGGUGGGAGAAGUAUUGUGCUCCCUUGGCUUUGCUGCAGAUGGCUGCUCAGGGGAUAAGAAAGACAUAAUCAGGUGCAAUAAUCAUAAGCUCCAGCAAGAUAAAGCAAUCAUUAAUAGGUAAGAUGAGUUCAUUGAAAGCAGAUUUGUCAAACUAAAGGUCUGUCAUUGCCACUGUAGUCAUGAAUGUGAGGCAAUGGCUGGGAGGGAUUGCACACGGUUGUGGCGUUUGGUGCAGUGCCAGCCUGCUCUGUCCUGUGGAGGCUGGGACUGCAGAACUCCUUGCCAAAACCUGCUUGAUGGUCUAUCUGAAUUUCACAGUUAAAACCACAGGAAAAGCUGGUGGCAGGAUCCCCCAGGAGCUUCACCAUGGUCUAGGUGCGC
This is a messenger RNA of Neopsephotus bourkii (Bourke's parrot), 3210 nucleotides long. Its product is annotated as sodium- and chloride-dependent betaine transporter-like. The coding region runs from base 64 to 1887 and encodes 607 amino acids. The transcript has 15 exons. Gene Ontology annotation, biological process: sodium ion transmembrane transport. The record is from RefSeq and is a predicted model, not a curated record. Gene Ontology annotation, cellular component: membrane. NCBI's taxonomy places the organism in Eukaryota, Metazoa, Chordata, Aves, Psittaciformes, Psittacidae.